CAGCGCGGUCCAGCAGAGAGCUAGAGAGGUGCGGUGCGGCGCGCCGAGUUGAAUUUUCUAGAUGCAAGAGAAAUCAGAACGGUGUGGAUAUUUACGAGAACUCACUGAAGCGGACCCCUGUGGCAUUGUUGGACAGUUCUACCGUCCAGAUCACAAAGGUCAGCCCUUGUAUGUGGGGUGUGUGGGAUGACAGACUGGUUAACAGAAAACACCCGAAGCUGAAGCCGGGGCUGCAAGAUUUAGCUGCUCUUUGUUUCCUUCCUGGCAGCCUGAGACCUGCCUCCUAGGCACAGUGGGCGCCAUGGACUCCCUAGGGUACAAUUGCUUUGUGGAUAAGGACAAGAUGGAUGCAUCCAUCCAGGACCUGGGGCCGAAGGAGCUGAACUGUACUGAGCUACAGGAGCUGAAGCAGUUGGCACGGCAGGGCUACUGGGCUCAGAGCCACACCCUGCGGGGGAAAGUGUACCAGCGCCUGAUCCGGGACAUCCCCUGCCGCACAGUCACACCUGAUGCCAGUGUUUACAGUGAUAUUGUGGGGAAGAUUGUGGGCAAGCACAGCAGCAGUAGCCUGCCCUUGCCUGAGUUUGUAGACAACACCCAGGUGCCCACCUACUGCCUGAACACACGGGGUGAAGGGGCUGUGCGCAAGAUCCUCCUGUGUAUUGCCAACCAGUUCCCCGACAUCUCCUUCUGCCCUGCCCUGCCUGCAGUGGUGGCCUUGCUACUGCACUACAGCAUUGACGAAGCUGAGUGUUUUGAAAAAGCCUGCCGCAUCUUAUCCUGCAAUGACCCCAGCAAGAAGCUCAUUGACCAGAGUUUCCUGGCCUUUGAGUCUUCAUGUAUGACAUUUGGGGACCUGGUGAACAAGUACUGCCAGGCAGCCCACAAACUGAUGGUAGCUGUGUCAGAGGACGUCCUGCAGGUCUACUCUGACUGGCAGCGAUGGCUCUUUGGGGAGCUGCCCCUUAACUACUUCGCCCGUGUUUUUGAUGUCUUCCUUGUAGAAGGCUACAAAGUAUUGUACCGAGUUGCUCUGGCCAUCCUCAAGUUCUUCCACAAGGUCAGAGCAGGACAGCCCCUGGAAUCAGACAAUGUAAAGCAAGACAUCCGGAUGUUUGUCAAGGACAUUGCCAAGACAGUGUCCCCUGAGAAACUACUAGAGAAGGCCUUUGCCAUCCGCCUGUUUUCCCGCAAGGAGAUCCAGCUCUUGCAAAUGGCCAAUGAGAAAGCACUGAGGCAGAAGGGUAUUACUGUCAAACAGAAGAGGCAGUUUGUACACUUGGCUGUCCACGCAGAGAACUUCCACUCCGAGAUUGUCAGUGUGAAGGAGAUGAGAGACAUCUGGUCCUGGAUCCCCGAGCGCUUUGCCCUCUGCCAACCCCUCCUGCUCUUCUCAUCACUGCAGCAUGGGUACAGCCUAACCAGGUUCUAUUUCCAGUGUGAAGGACAUGAGCCCACCCUCCUGCUCAUCAAGACCACUCAAAAGGAGGUUUGUGGGGCUUACCUGUCAACAGACUGGAGCGAGAGAAAUAAGUUCGGAGGCAAGCUGGGCUUCUUUGGGACUGGAGAAUGCUUUGUUUUUAGGCUGCAGCCGGAGGUGCAGCGCUAUGAGUGGGUGGUCAUCAAACACCCAGAGCUGACCAAGGCAGCAUCCUUCAAGUCCUCAGAGGCUGCGGCCAGUCCUUCCCUCAUCAGCCACAGCUCUUCAGACCCUGCGGAUCGGCUCUCCCCUUUCCUGGCUGCCCGGCACUUCAACCUGCCCUCCAAGACUGAGUCCAUGUUCAUGGCUGGGGGCAAUGACUGCCUCAUCAUUGGGGGAGGAGGUGGCCAAGCACUCUACGUUGAUGGGGAUCUGAACCGAGGGCGCACUGGACACUGCGACACUUUCAACAACCAGCCCCUCUGCUCGGAGAACUUCCUCAUCGCUGCUGUGGAGGCCUGGGGCUUCCAAGACCCUGAUACCCAGUGACGGGCCUGCGUUGAUGAGCCUGAAGCUCUUGCUGCGCCUCACUGCGACUCCACACCUGAAGGUGGCCUCUGGAGAGACUUUCUUUGACCAACUUGCCAGUCAGUUCCAUUUCCAGGGUUCUUCUCAGAGCCAACUAGACUCAGUGAGGCCUUUGCCUCUUGUCCCUGUGGCCUCCUUGAAGUUCUGUGGUCUUGGUGACUCUUGUGCUUCCUUUCCCUUGUCACAGUGACUGAGGCCCACCUAGCAUGGCAUGCUUGUCCCUGUCCAGCGUUCUGCCUUCUCCCCAGGCCCUGUGCUCCCCUGGACCUGCUCACACAGUGUCUGACACACUGUGUGACCUGAUCCCUCAGCUCGCACUAUGGCUGACCAUGUACCAUAUCUUCUGUGAGCUACGCAUUAAGGCCUUCAGGUCUGGAUGUCUGUGCUUCCUGAGCCCUGUCCUAGCCUGAGACACAGUAGAUGCAAGGGAGGCACUGCCUCUGAGGACCAUAGCAAGCGCCAUUUCCCCAUGACCUCCCUCGCACCCUGUGACCUCCCUCAGCUGGUCCUGAGGGUCUAGGCACCACAGAGAAAGAGAGAAGAAACAGUGGCCCAAAUGGGUGUGCUGGGACCAUAGAAGUCUGGAUCAUAAGGACAGGCGCCUAGUUCCCACAUGACUGUCCUGUGUGCCUGAGAGUCAGCAUGUGUCAGGCCAGCGCUCAUUUCCACGCUGAGACUCACUUCUGCCGGGGAAGGUUCAUUCUUCCCUGUUCCAUUGACCCACAUCCGCUCUCGGCAGGGCCACAGCAGCAGAGGAAGCAGGGCGGGAAGGAGCUUCAUGUAACCUGGGCUACCUGGUAAACGCACCUAGAACUUUGGACUCUGCACAGUGGACCUGUACCCCCACUAUGCUGGCUUCCAGGAUGGCUGGCAUGACUCUAUAGAGGGAAGAGGAACCGCUGUUGCUCACCUUCACACAAGGUUGUAAGCCUUGACACCCAUGUCCCUGAGCCCACUGCCCAGACCUAUACCUUCAACUCUGGUGUGCAUUUAACACCAUCUUGAUCUUU
Grammomys surdaster is the source of this 3018-nucleotide messenger RNA. RefSeq names its product TBC1 domain family member 24 (gene Tbc1d24). Lineage: Eukaryota; Metazoa; Chordata; Mammalia; Rodentia; Muridae. The coding region runs from base 302 to 1969 and encodes 555 amino acids. The record is from RefSeq and is a predicted model, not a curated record. The transcript is spliced from 9 exons.